CGCAUCAGCGCCACGCUGUUCGACGAGCAUGUUGUGCCCGAGGAUGAGGACGAUGAGCUAGGCGUUGGUUCGCUUGUGGGGACCGCAGCGGACGCACCUGAAGAGUGGGGCGAAGAGGAUCGUCUGCGUGCAUCUGAAGCCAAAGAUUCGACGCGUGCCCGGCCCGACUCCGCGGUCAUGCCGCGGUACCACAUGGACGAGCACGGAAACGUGCUGUACGAAUACGAGGCGGAUUAUAUCGAGAGGAAGUACGAGGUGUUCGAGCUGCGCGUAAUCCACCGGCGCCAUCGCACCGGCUUCGAGGAGACGAAAGACUUCCCCAUCCGCCUUAAUGACCUUAUAGCGGGCAGAUACCAAGUGAUGGAUUUUCUGGGCUCGGCGGCUUUUAGCCGGGCGGUGCAGGCGCUGGACACGAAGACCGGCCAGCUUGUAUGCCUGAAAAUUAUUAAGAACAACAAGGAUUACUUCGACCAGUCAUUGGAUGAGAUUAAACUGCUGAAGUACGUGAACUCCAUGGACCCCAACGACGAGUACGCUAUUGUGCGCCUGUAUGAUUUUUUUUACUACAAGGAGCACUUGUUCCUCGUGUGCGAGUUGCUGCGUGCUAACUUGUACGAGUUCCAGAAGUACAAUAAGGAGUCCGGAGAUGAACUGUAUUUCACGAACGCACGCAUUCAGCGAAUUGCGCGCCAGGCGCUCCGUUCGCUCGCGUUCUUGCACUCGCUGGGCCUUAUUCACUCGGAUCUGAAGCCCGAGAACAUCCUUAUUAAAAGCUACAGCAGGUGCGAGGUCAAGGUAAUUGACCUCGGUUCUUCGUGCUUUAUCACAGACCAGCUGAGCAGCUAUGUGCAGAGCCGGUCGUACCGUGCUCCCGAGGUGAUUCUGGGGCUUCCGUACGAUUACAAGGUGGACGUGUGGUCACUGGGCUGCAUAUUGGCAGAAUUGUCCAGUGGCUACGUUUUGUUCCAGAAUGACUCGCUAGCUACAUUGCUUGCACGGUUGGAAGGCAUUCUUGGUCCCAUUCCUGAGUGGAUGCUCCACAAGGGUCGCUAUGCACAUCGCUUCUACACGCGAAGCGGCAUGCUGUAUGAACGUUCACCGGCGACACAUCGCUAUGAGCUACUGCUUCCGAAGCGCACUUCGCUGCGGCACAGGAUGCCCGACGCGGACGAGGGGCUGCUGGAGUUUGUUUCAUACCUCCUGACCGUGGACCCGCGGAAGCGCCCAACAGCCGCCGAUGCGCUGAAGCACCCCUGGUUGCAGCAAGAGUACCCAACCCUGGAUGGUUGAUCGAGCACUAGCCCUGCCCCGCCCGAUCAAUAUCGGGAAGGAUUGUCCCUGAAGUUUCCAGCUAAAACGAAACACCUGCCUUCUGUGAUGCCUAGCAUGGUUCCGUGAUCGUGGUUAAGAACUGGUCUUGACUGGGUUGCCAGCCUCUAUAGCAACUGCUGGCAGUGGUGUGCACGUCUGGGGGCAAUGUCGGAAGGCUGGCCAUGGGUGAUGCAGGUGUACCGUUGUGGAUUAUCAUGCAGUGCGGGAGGUAAUGGGAGGUUUUCAAAGUUGUCAUGAAGCUUUGGCCCGCACAUGGCCACCACUAUGCACAUGUGGCCUCACAGCACCUCGCAUUGUGCGUGCCUCCCGAAUUAGCGCCGCUGGUGGGAUUGCGCACGUGUUGUUUGGAUGCAUGCAGCCCACAUUGUCUGGAUGGACCGCCGUGAGCGGAGUUUAGGUAGGCGGGUAUGGGGUCUGUAGCUAAGCAAAUUCAUAGCUCGGCACUGUUCGCAUGGACCGUGUGGUGUCUGACUUCCGUGCCUUUCUCGCUUCAAAUGAUGUGGAAUGCAACGAACGUACAAAAAGCCUGCUUUGUUUAGGGGCGACGUGCGCGUGACAUUGGGAGUUCAAGUGCCUGGCAAGGCGAUCCGGUGCAUUGUAUGGGCUCGUGUCCCAUGUAUGUGUCCAUUCUGCAAAUCAUUGUUCGCUUAUCCGUCCAUCCCAGACCUGUCAAUAGUUGCUCGCCAGGGUGGGGAAGCACGCAAGGUACAUGUUGGCACUGCUAUUCGGCAAUAUGCAGGUGUAUGCAUUUGGUGUGAAGUAGCAGUGGGUGGAAUGUACGCACACCUGGAGUACUGGCAACGUGCAUUAUUUGGCUGUGCAGCUGGCGACACAGCAGCGUGCGCAUGCAUCUUGGCGACGUGUUUGCUCUUUGGAGUGGGGCCCGUGUACCGUUUGAAUGUAGCGAGUUACUCAU
Molecule: messenger RNA, 2248 nt
Organism: Volvox carteri f. nagariensis
Lineage: Eukaryota; Viridiplantae; Chlorophyta; Chlorophyceae; Chlamydomonadales; Volvocaceae
Exons: 8
Coding region: 178-1290 (370 amino acids)
Biological process (GO): peptidyl-serine phosphorylation; peptidyl-threonine phosphorylation
Cellular component (GO): cytoplasm
Molecular function (GO): ATP binding; protein tyrosine kinase activity; protein serine/threonine kinase activity
Source: RefSeq, a predicted model, not a curated record